This is a messenger RNA of Oryza brachyantha (malo sina), 1560 nucleotides long. Its product is annotated as alpha-1,3-mannosyl-glycoprotein 2-beta-N-acetylglucosaminyltransferase. Gene Ontology annotation, cellular component: Golgi apparatus. Gene Ontology annotation, molecular function: alpha-1,3-mannosylglycoprotein 2-beta-N-acetylglucosaminyltransferase activity. The record is from RefSeq and is a predicted model, not a curated record. The transcript is spliced from 18 exons. Bases 120 to 1448 code for a protein of 442 amino acids. Lineage: Eukaryota; Viridiplantae; Streptophyta; Magnoliopsida; Poales; Poaceae.
CCUCUCUCUCUCCGUCCGCAACAGCAGCAGCAGCAGCAACCACAAAGGAAGAGGAAGAAGAAGAAGGAGAAGAUCCAAGUGAGGAUCGGAGAGGGAGCAGGAAUCCCAAAUCCAAAGAGAUGGCGCGGAGCCCCUGCGACCUCCGCGUCCUCCUCCUCGCCGCCGCCGUAGCCUUCAUCUACAUCCAAGUCCGCCUUUUUGUUACUCAGUCCCACUACGCAGACCGCCUCGCACAAGCAGAAAAAUCCGAAAACCAAUGCACUGAUCAACUGCGCUCCUUGAUCGAUCAAGUCAGCACACAGCAGGAGAAGAUUGUAGCAUUGGAAGAGAUGAAGAUACGCCAAGACGAAGAACGUGUACACCUGAAGAUUUUAAUCCAAGAUCUGGAAAAGAGGAGCGUCCAGAACUUAGUAGACAACAAUGUGGUUCCUGUUGCUGCUGUAGUUGUAAUGGCUUGCAAUCGACCAGACUAUUUGGAGAGGACAGUUGAAUCUAUCCUGAAGUACCAGACAUCAAUGGCUUCAAAAUUUCCACUAUUUAUAUCUCAGGAUGGAACAAAUGGAGAAGUAAAGAAAAAGGCUUUGAGUUAUACUCAAGUAACAUAUAUGCAGCAUGUAGAUUUUGAACCUGUGCGCACUGAAAGGCCAGGAGAGUUGAUAGCAUAUUACAAGAUAGCUAAACAUUACAAAUGGGCCUUGGAUGAGCUAUUCAUCAAACAUAACUUUGCUCGAGUUAUAAUUCUGGAAGAUGACAUGGAGAUUGCCCCUGACUUUUUUGACUACUUUGAGGCUGCAGCUAAAUUACUUGAUAAUGAUAAGACAAUCAUGGCUGUUUCUUCCUGGAAUGACAAUGGACAAAAGCAAUUUGUUUAUGACCCAAAAGCUCUUUACCGCUCGGAUUUCUUUCCUGGGCUUGGAUGGAUGCUAACAAAGCCUACAUGGAUUGAGCUGUCACCGAAGUGGCCCAAAGCUUAUUGGGAUGAUUGGGUGAGGCUAAAAGAGGUACACAGAGACCGGCAAUUUAUUCGCCCGGAAGUCUGCAGAACAUACAAUUUUGGUGAACAUGGAUCAAGCAUGGGUCAAUUCUUCAAACAGUACUUGGAACCAAUCAGGCUAAAUGAUGCCCAUAUCAAAUGGAAUUCUGAGGACCUGAGCUACCUCAAGGAGGACAAGUUCCUGAUCCAAUUUGGAAAAGAUGUCUCUAGUGCCACCCCUCUCCUUGGCUCUGAUGCUGCCUUGAAAGCCCACAAUAUGGAUGUGGAUGUGAGGAUCCAGUACAACGAUCAGGAAGACUUUGAGCGGAUAGCUCGUCAAUUUGGAAUAUUUGAAGAAUGGAAGGAUGGCAUUCCAAGAACAGCGUAUAAAGGAGUAGUAGUCUUCAGGUACAAGAGUAGUCGAAGACGAAUAUAUCUGGUUGGUCCGAAUUCCCUUAGUCAGCUUGGGGUAUAGUAUUGUUGGGGUGGGAGGUUCGUUGAGAUACAUGCGCAGCACCUCACGUCCUCACCUGACCGCUGAUCGGAGCUGAGCUGACAUUUUACUGUAAAUGUGAUUCAUCACGUGA